Rhinichthys klamathensis goyatoka is the source of this 3475-nucleotide messenger RNA. RefSeq lists its product as uncharacterized. The transcript has 9 exons. The coding region runs from base 41 to 2737 and encodes 898 amino acids. Gene Ontology annotation, molecular function: protein binding. The record is from RefSeq and is a predicted model, not a curated record. NCBI's taxonomy places the organism in Eukaryota, Metazoa, Chordata, Actinopteri, Cypriniformes, Leuciscidae.
GAGCCCAUGUCAGGGCCUGGCCAGCGGAGAGCUUCUGCGCAUGCGCACCGGAGCAGCGCUAAUGGCGGAGAGCGUGCGGUCGCCGUUCGAUUACCGGGAUCCCCCGACCCUCGACAGCGACGGGGACGGCAGCAAGCCUCCGCCACCGCGCGGGCGUGUGUGUGGCAGGAAGAGGAAGGGGACGCCGGUGAAAGUGUGUGAACGGGUCGCGUAUGUGACGGAGGAUGAAGAGGAGAGUCUGUCUGAACACAGUUACAGCCCAGGGGACGAGCCGUACGCAGAGGGAGCAGAAGACCGCCUUCCCCCGCCGGGGAGCCCGUACUUCCUCACCGACCCGUCACAGCUCUGUGUUCCUGAGCUCGGGGAAGAGGGAGCGAGUGGUGUUCGAGGUCCUGUGCUCUUCCACCCGCCGGCCAACUGCAGGAUCAGAGAGGUGCAUUGUGGGAAUCAGGUCCGGCUUGUCGUCAUAGCGAUUCGAGACAUUGCCAAAGGUGAGGAGAUCACAGUGGACUACAGCCUGAACGACUGGGGGGAGAACGCCUUGGGUUUUCACAGCUCAGUGUCUCCACGCGGCUUUGAGUGUGGAUUCAACCCAGAGGGAGACAUCAAGAAGGAGGAGGAUCCCGGUUCCCUCCCUCUCUCUCUCAAUGUUUCUGACUACCUCACUCCCUCAUGGUCUCUGUCUCCCUCCUCCUCUCCGGCGUCCCACUCCGAACCCAGCGACUCCGACCGCGAGGAUGAAGAAGAAGAGGAGGAAGAGGAAGACGAUGAUGACGACGACGACGAUGAAGAGCUAGAGGAGCUGAGGGGCCGAAUGAUGAGGCGGCGCAAGAAAAGGAAAACCUCAGCCAGUGUGAAGAAAAAGACUCAGCCCCGCCCCCUUUCGUUCGCUAGCCCCGCCCCUUCCUCCACCUCCCCCUUCCAGCAGCCUCUAGCCCCGCCGACCACCAACAUAAACAAUAACAUAAACAUAAACAUCGGGCACGGCGCGAGUCGCAGACACUGUCCGUACUGUGGACGCCACUUCCGCUCGCUCGCACGGCACCUGGAGAAACACCACGAUCAGCAGCCCGAGGUUCGAGCCGCCAUGGAGCUAUCGCUACUCCCCGCUAACGCUACGCCCGCCGACUCCUUCCUCUCUCCCGCUCAACCCUCGUCGUCCUCGCUGGGAACGCCACUGUUUUCCCGAGAGCAAGAGCCUUUGUCUUCGCCAUCUAAACCUGGAGCCGUCUCCUUCUCGCUCUCGGUGUCUCCGCCUCCGAAUGCCUCGAAGAAGACGAACGCGACGCCCACGCCCACUAGGAAGGGCGUUAGCAAGAGCGUCAGCAAGAGCGCUGUAACGCGCACGCCUCCCGCCAGGAGGGGGCGUCCGCCGAAGAGAGAGAAGGAUCUGCAGCAGAAGAAACAGGAGGAGAUGACCAAAGAGGAGGCGCAGCCCACGCCUGGAAAGGAGGAGGAGGAGGAGAACGAGUUGCACGUGAGAGGAGACGGAGAAGAGAAGAACGGUGAAAUGACGAGCUCGCAGCGCUCACACAUGCCUCCUCUGCUGUCGUCUCUGUCCACGCUGGUCAUGUUCCUGCGCCGACAGCAGCACUCCUCCUUCCUCACGCUGUCCCGGGCCUCGGGCUCGGCGGAGGCCUGGCGUCUGCUCUGCCACUCCAGCCUAGCUCUGCUAAUCCUCUACAACCGGCACCGCGAGUGCGAGGUGGCCAAGCUCACCAUCCAGGACUACCGGGACCGAAACUCAGUCCUCCCGUCGGACGAGUCUCUUUCCCCUUUCGAGCGGCACGUGCUCUGCCACCUCACUCGCGUGGGCGUUUUAGGCAAGCGUGGUCGCGUUCAGCCGCUAAUCCUUCCUCCGCAUUCAGAAGCGUGUCUGGAUCUUCUCUUAAAGACGUCAGGAGAUGUAGGAGUCGAUCCUGAGAGCCCGUACGUGUUUUCCCGGCCGUAUCACUCGCCGGCUACGCCACUCCGCGGCACCGACCUUCUCCGGAGCCUAGCGCGCACUAGCGGCGCUAAAAACCCCACGACGCUAACCGCGCCCCGCGCCCGCCGCCAGGUGGCCAUCCUUACCCAACUCCUGCUGCUCGAGGAGGGAGAAAAGGCCUCAGGCGCUGCUACCAAGCGAUUGGAGGAUUUCCUGCAGAGGGAGUACCAUGUGACCCAGAGCUGCGCUCGGAUUGGUCAGGACCCGGCGCUGAUGAACCGUGUGGGGCGAGUGGUGUUGUACGGGGAGCGCGAGGGGGUUCUGUUCAGAGGGAUGAGUCUGCAGCACAUCUGCCUCGAGCUGGACGUGAUGUCGGGAAACUCUGCCGACUCGUUCUCGGAGGAUUCGGAUGGGGAAGGCAAUGGGAAUAAGGAGAGAGCUGUCGUUGUAAAGAAGAGAGUAGCCAGUACUCGAGCGCCGCGGCAGAAGAAGGGACCUAGCCCGCGCGUGACACAGGCCACGCCCUCUCCGUCAGCUGGGCUCAAGAGGCGGAGCUCACAGGUCAAAUCAGGCAAGCGCGGCGUCCUGAAGCGGCCCUGGUCGGAGGCGGAGCGUGUUGCCGUGGAGACGCACCUGAAGCGCAACAUCGUGGAUCUGCGUGUUCCUGCGAAGGCGGACUGUGAGCGGUGUCUGCAACUCUGCCCUCUGCUGGCCAGCAACCAGCGCGACUGGAGGGCCAUCAAGUUCUACUGUCACAACCGCAUACAGUUACUGAGGAAACAGGGGCGCCGGGACGGGAACACGCAGUAGCACACACACACACACACACACACACACAACCGCAUACAGUUACUGAGGAAACAGGGGCGCCGGGACGGGAACACGCAGUAGCACACACACACACAACCGCAUACAGUUACUGAGGAAACAGGGGCGCCGGGACGGGAACACGCAGUAGCACACACACACACACACACACACACACACACACACACACAACCGCUUACAGUUACUGAGGAAACAGGGGCGCCGGGACGGGAACACGCAGUAGCACACACACACACACACACACACACACACACACAACCGCAUACAGUUACUGAGGAAACAGGGGCGCCGGGACGGGAACACGCAGUAGCACACACACACACACACACACACAACCGCAUACAGUUACUGAGGAAACAGGGGCGCCGGGACGGGAACACGCAGUAGCACACACACACACACACACACACAACCGCAUACAGUUACUGAGGAAACAGGGGCGCCGGGACGGGAACACGCAGUAGCACACACACACACACACACACACACACACACACACACACACACACACACACACACACACACACACACACACACACACACACACACAACCGCAUACAGUUACUGAGGAAACAGGGGCGCCGGGACGGGAACACGCAGUAGCACACACACACACACACACACACACACACACACACACACACAACCGCAUACAGUUACUGAGGAAACAGGGGCGCCGGGACGGGAACACGCAGUAGCACACACACACACACACACACA